Macrobrachium nipponense is the source of this 3148-nucleotide messenger RNA. RefSeq names its product techylectin-5B-like. Lineage: Eukaryota; Metazoa; Arthropoda; Malacostraca; Decapoda; Palaemonidae. The record is from RefSeq and is a predicted model, not a curated record. The coding region runs from base 432 to 1553 and encodes 373 amino acids. The transcript is spliced from 9 exons.
CCAGCGCGACGUGCGCCUCUCAGCAAGACCAUCCUCCCAGCCACUGGGUGUGUUCAGCUGCUCACUCGAGAAGAUUUAUUUCCCUCAUCUGCCAGGGAAUGAAAACGAGAGUGGCGGCCUCAAUGUUCCGCAGGUGAAACGUGUGAGUGGCGGUGGAGUGCUCAAAGGCGUGACGAGGCCGAUUUCGCCCGAGUCGAGAAGUUCGGGCGGGAGUCGAUCUCCUGACACGGGAGGCCGAAGGUAUAAGAUCGCUCUUCCACGGCCGAGAACUUUGCAAUUGGAUAAAACACUGAUGUUUGUGGGAAUGUGAAGUGUGCCAGGACGCUGUGGAAUUGUCAUAUUGAAUUGCGUAAUCUAUAGGCGAUAGAACUCCAAAGCAAGAGAGAUAUAUAAACAAAAUUAAACGAUCUUCAGAAGGACUAGACUUAGAAAUGCUCUUCGGGACGUUUUUUCUGGUUGUCUCUUCUGUUGCAGUACAAGCUAUUCGACAUGACGGACUUGGAACUGACGCUUUCGGGAUGGAUGGCGCCACUGGAGUUGCCAGAGACGAUAUGGCGACUGCCAUGGACCCGGUGGUGAUGUCUCAGCUCCGACGGACCGUGAAGCAGAUCAUAUCCGAACAGAGCGAUGUCAGGCCUGCCAACUCCUCAGGGUCCAGGACCAGAGAAGUCUACGAUUUCACGAGAUCGUUCCACGUGGGGACGAGUUGCCACGACAUCCGGGCGACGCAGGGAGCGACGCGCAGCGGCGUCUACCUCAUCCAUCCGCCCAACCUCGUCCAGGGUCCCUGGAAAGUCUUCUGCGACAUGGAGAACGAGCAGGGAGGCUGGACCGUUUUCCAGGUUCGAGACGACGUGGAGCCGCACGAAAACUUCAUGAGAGGCUGGGAAGAUUAUAAAGUUGGCUUCGGAGACUUCGACAGGGAAUUCUGGCUGGGCAACAUCCUCCUGUGGGCUCUCACGAACGUCGACAACGAGACCAGCUACGAACUCCACAUCGAACUGGAGGACUGGUCUGGCAACAGGAGAUUUGCACGGUAUCGCGGCUUCAGGAUUGGGUCCGAGCGAGACGCCUACAGGCUCUACCAUGCCAACGUGUACUUUGGAAACGCAGGAGACUCAAUGUACUCGCACAAUGGACUGCCGUUUUCAACCUUCGACGUCGAUAACGACAACAGAGACGGAGAUUUCGUCGAAAGAAGUUGCGCUCGACUGUACAAGGGAGCGUGGUGGUAUGGAAACUGUCACGACGCUAAUCUGAACGGUUGGUACCUUGGGGGCCCUCAUCGCUCCUUCGCUGAUGGAGUCAACUGGUAUACGUGGACGGGAUAUAACUAUUCUCUCAAGAGAACAAUCAUGAAAUUCAGGCCGCAGCCUACUGGACCAAUACCUGUAGGAUUCGAUACCUUUAUAGUAGCCAACAGGCGCCGUCGCAUGGACGAAUCCGCGUUCGUUACAACGACGACCACCAAAAAGCAUAGUACCAUUGAUGGCAAAUACGAUGUACCUGAGUUGAUGUCUUCGAGAAACACGCUCUCCAAGCAUGAGUUGUGAUUGGACGUUGGGAUCGAAACGAACCGUGAUUGGCUGAUGGAAUCGUAGAGCGGAGUUCAGUGACGACAAGAUGCAGUUGGUCAGUAAGACCCCUCGAAGCACGUCUUACCUUUAUGCUUUUGUUGUACAUGUAGCCUUAGACAUAAUGGCACUUAUUUAUUUGACCUGAUACAGGUGUUGUACAAAGUAUUUAUUGGACAGUUUGUUCACUGACAUAAGCAAAUACACAGACUGACUUACUUAACUGACUUUUAUGACUUAACUGAUGAAUGCCUCACCUUUGGGACUUAUUUCGACCUGUCUCCUUUCCUGUCGACGUGACUCUUGCAACUGACAUUGAUCGGUCUGACAUUCUGACACUAGAUGACACCAAACGUCUUAUCGAAUGCUAAAACAUCAGUCACCGCUUUCCAUCACGAAUUUGAUCUCUAAAACGCUUCACGUUCAAUUGGCUGAAAAGUCCUGAUACCUGGAAUGAACUCGACUAACUGGUGUUAUAAAUUGUACUGUAUAGACUGACUACUAGACUCGUCUUUCUACCAUUACAUGUUAAAGACUCCCUUCAGAACCAGCAUGAAAAGUCAUCAUGACUGAAGAGGCUACAAUGACAAAAUGGUGCGACAUCACAGUGACCAAUACAUAAAUUGACCCUCCAGGUAUCCUCAGGAGCUGGCUUUGAUUUUCGGCUUAAAGACUCUAUGUGACUUUUCGAUGACACACAUGAUAAAAUGCUAUAUUAGGAGACGGCACUUUCGUUGCUAUGUCUAACAACAAGUGAAUGAAUGAAUGCCGUUCUGACUGACAAUCUGCGAACACUCGGUAGGAGACAGGACAAAAGUCCACUGUGGUAAGAAGUUUUUACAGACAAGAAUUUAAUAGGGAAGACAAUAGAGAGAAGGGACUUCCUUGGGACUUCCUAGGAAUGGUGGGGAACUUUACAGGUGAUGGGCAGGACCAGGACUCAUGUUGUUACGUUGCUGAAUCGAACGAUACAUUAUAUUAGUGACUAGCUCGAUUAACUUCAACACAGUACUUGACUAACGUAUGAUUUACUGAAUACCGAUUUGAUUUUUUACAUAUCGAACUACUGUACUGAGAUUAAGGACUCUUGUUUAUGUCAUUGGCCCAAGUAACGUAGCCCUGCACAAAUAGCAAAGUAGGUGUUCACUUGUAAAAGGUUUCGUGACUUCCAACAUGCUGAUGAUUCACAAUGCAUGUUCCUGUGGCAGUCAUGAGUGGAUGGAAACCUACCAAUUCAAAAGUGCUUUAUAAAUAUUCUGGUCUAAUUUACCGAAGAAAUGAACUUUAUCCUUUAUUUCAUAAGAUAUGAAAUGUGUGAUUCUGAAGUUCUGGUUUGUGAACUAUAACAUAACUUAAUAACGGGGUCACACAAUGGUUACAACUACGUAUUUAAAGUUUCAGUAGUAGUAAUGUAUAUGACAUAAGACAAAAUGACCACAUUUGGCAACACUAUUUCUCCAGCCUCCAAAAAGAUGACACAUUAAGACGCAGUGACCACAUAUAACAACACUAUUUCUGCAACCUUCAAAAAAUAUGACACAGUGUGACAAUGACCACAUAUAGCGACACUAUUU